Molecule: messenger RNA, 553 nt
Organism: Drosophila biarmipes
Lineage: Eukaryota; Metazoa; Arthropoda; Insecta; Diptera; Drosophilidae
Exons: 2
Coding region: 126-491 (121 amino acids)
Source: RefSeq, a predicted model, not a curated record
GCAGACUCUUUACGGCCACACCUGCUUCAGAACAAGAAAAAAAAUUAGGAUAAUGCUACGGAUAUAAACAAAGGAUUGUCGAAAAAGCGUUUUACACCAGAUCGUUGGCACUUCCCCAGCAGGCAAUGAGUUUCAAUUUCUACGUGGAAUCGUUCAAUUCAACGUUGCAGUCGAUUGCGCGACAAGUGGAGCAAUUUGCUGGCGUUGCACUGAACGCAGCUGUCGAUCUGCGCGGAAAUCUGGAAUCCUUGACCGGCGAUUUUCGUUGGCAGAACGGACCCAUUGCCUUUACCGACUUACAGGCCACCCUGCUGAAAGUCCUAAUCGUCCUUCUCCUGGGAACCUGCGUGCUAGCCGGCUACUCGUGGUCCGUUUACGGCAGAGUCAUCACGGAAAAGUUUGUCAGGCCAAGCACUUUAAAAGAGAUUGAGGAGCUUAAAUUGUCGGUGGCCAAGUUGAAGUUGCCCAAGGAACACUCUCCGCGCAUCUAGAAGCCAUGUCCAAGAUCAAGAAGUUCUUUUCGCGGAAGAAGGAGGAGGCUGCUGCCUUUAAA